This is a messenger RNA of Centruroides sculpturatus (bark scorpion), 3001 nucleotides long. RefSeq lists its product as uncharacterized. The coding region runs from base 669 to 2807 and encodes 712 amino acids. NCBI's taxonomy places the organism in Eukaryota, Metazoa, Arthropoda, Arachnida, Scorpiones, Buthidae. The transcript has 6 exons. The record is from RefSeq and is a predicted model, not a curated record.
AACUUGCAGGUAGAGACAAGUUUUAUUAAACAUUGCAAAUGCUAAUAACAAGUAAAUUCUUCAUUUAUUCAGUUUGUACUGAAGAUACGACACGUGUCCCAUUGUAUCUCCUCACCUCCUCGACCUUCAGCCAUGAAAAUUUACUAGCAUUAAUCCCUCAUAUAAACAAACGUUCCUGAAAAAUUUGGCAUUAAAUAAAAUUAUUAAUUUAAGUGAAAAAAUUAAAAAAGUAAUACGUGUUGCGUAGUCACCUCUCUUAUUUUAAGAUAACAAAGGUGACUUCAUAAUACAUAUCACUUUUUUGUUAUACGUGUUACGAUAAUAAGACUUACACGACGUGAUUACCAAAGAUAGCAACGUUAACAGUUUCGGGGUGGAUAGUUUUAGUUCCGUUUUCUGUUUGAUAGUUUUUCUGUCCUCCUUUAUCACUGACUGCAGCGAGAAUAUAAAAUAUUAUUUUUUGUAAUUGUAAAGUAGUGGAAUCUACCAAAACAGAAAAGAACGAAAAGUAGAGAAACUGAAAAUAUCGAUAUAUUCAGAUAAAAAAGUACAUUUUUUUAAACUUUGAUCUUCGUAAAAAUGUGGAAAAUAGUCAGGAAAAGAAACUGAAAAUAUCGAUAUAUUCAGAUAAAAAAGCAGAUCUUUUAAACGUUGAUCUUUGUAAAAAUAUGGAAGAUAGUCAGGAAAAGAUAUUGGAAUGUUUGGCCUUAGAUAAAUUAGAUACAGCAGCAGGAAAAAUAGCAGACGGUAUUGAAAUAAAAGACUCAAAAAAAGUCUAUGUGGGAAAUGUUUUUAAUAUAGGCCUAAAUCAACCAUCUAGUUCAACUGUUAAAAAUGAUUCAGAAUCUUUUCAGAUACAGAGAGAAUCUUUAAUGUAUUCUUACAGCACUAAAAAUGCUUACUUGAAAUCUUUGUUGUGGAGUGAAAAAAGCAAAGACUUUCCCUUAACAGACUACUUCAUCGAACUUACUGUUCAAGAAGCAGAUUUCUUAUGUAAAAAAGUAGGAGAAACUAUUAAGUUUACAGAGAUUUUUCCAAAAUCAAUGGAUAGACAUGUUGUAAUGUUAGUCACUGGUGAUCCCGGUUAUGGCAAAACUACCUUUUGUAAGAAAAUAGCUUACGAUUGGGGUACCGAUACGUCCCGUACCGAUUAUUUAGGACAUUAUGAUUUUACUGUCCUCAUUAAUUUGCGAGAAUUAGAGAAAAAAACUAUAACAAAUGAAAUUCUCCAACGUAUCAGUAAACAUACAGAUUCCAAUUCUAGAGAUAAGUUAAGACAAAGAGGAUUUAACUUAUUAAUCAUUCUGGAUGGAUUCGACGAAACAGAUGAUAAAGAUUCAAUUAUGCAUUUCAUUGAAUUAGAUUCAUUUCAUAUUUCUAAAAAAAUGACAAUUCUUCUUACUUGUCGUCCUCACGCUGCCGAAAAUAUAAGAGAAUACGCACAUAUGAGAUUCAUUAUUCAAGGAUUUUCACAACAGCAGAAAGAGAAGUAUAUUAAAUUAGUUAUUAAUGAUGAUAACGGCAGGCGGGAUGAACUUAUAAACUUGAUAAAAUUCAAUUAUUUUUAUUCCGCCUUAGCUGAAUGUCCAUUAAUGUUGCAUAUGUUAUGCUGUUUACCACAAACGAAAUACUUUCACAAAAUACAAACAAAGACAGAUUUGUUCAUUCAAAUUUUUCGUCUGGUGAUAAAAAGAUAUAUGAGAAAAAUGGGAGAGAAACAUAAUUUAGUAAAAGGAAAGUGUUUCUACGGAGAAGACUUGCUAGUUAAAUUGGGAAAAAUAUAUUUGGACGAAAGAUCCAAAAUGAGUAAAAUGGAUAAGCCCGUAUUUAUGUACGAGAUUCAAAAAUUGCUAACAUUAAAAGAUAAACAGUUAAAGAAGAAGUUUCCAGAAGAAAAAGACUAUGAAUUUAUAUUAGGACUAGAUAUUUUUGCAAAGUAUUCUGAGGUAAAUGGAAUUAGUUGUUUUGAUUUUAUACAUAGAAGCUUUUUCGACUUUAUUAUAGCUCUUUGUUAUUACCAUUCGAUACAAAUUGAUCGAGAUAGUGCCUACGAUUUGACAAUUUUAUCGUUUCUCUGCGGUCUUUAUGAAGAUAAAGAAUUUUCAAAUGAAUUUAUAUACACUAUUUCACAAAAUAUUCACUCUCUUCCAAUUUGGCUUGAAUGUCUUAAUGAAAUUAAAAACAUAACGAACAAACAAUUAUUCUGUUCAAAUGCUAAAAUAUAUUUUGAUUUUUCCUCCUUAAAAACGAUGACAAUUUUAUUUGAGCAACGUUCCUUACAACUUUCUCAAAUUUAUUUUCUUUUUCCGGACACAAAACAUUUUUACGAAGAAGUUAGAAAAACACUAAUAGACAUACACCACAUUUACAAAAAUCCUGAUAAAUUGGAGAUAUUUCUACUUUUGGAUAAAAGUAUUAAAUUCGUUAAAGGUGAGGAUAGCCUUAAAAGUGAAGCUAUUCCUGAAAAGAUUCCUAACAUUUGUGAUAUUCGUCAGUCCGUAUGUCUCAUUAAAAAUUUAAUAAAUAGUUUUAAAUGGGAUAAAUUAAAAAUUUUUUUUACUGGUGUACUUGUCCUGAAAUGUAUUAAUUGCCCUGUUCUACAUAACAACAUGUAUAAUUUUUUCAAAGAUGUCGAGAAUCCUGCAGUAAUUCCAAAAGAUCCUAAACUGAAAUUACAUAAAACAAGUAAAAAUCUUGUUGCUUUGCUUAGUAAUAAUAAAUUCAUUGGAGAAGUCAAAUACUUGAUUUCUACUGAACAAUAUUUGAGUCUUAAAGAUAAUAUCAAGCUAUCAUCUGAUGAUAAAUGAACAGUAAAUAGCAAACAAGAAAUAAUCUUUAAGGCAUAAACUAUAUUUGUAUUGUUAAUAUAAUCAUUGUGUAAUUUAAAAUGUGAUAUAAUCACGUUUCCUGAAUUAAUUUAUGAUCAAUAUUUUCUACAAUAAAAAUAAUUAAUGUAUUAUAAUUACCUUUAUAAUAACAAAAUAAAAUCCAAUGAAAACAU